CCGGGAAGGCGGCGAGUUGCAGUGCUUCCCGCGAAUAGCCAGCGAAAUAUCGAUUAACCGCGAGUUCAGCGCAUGCAUAGUGGCUUAUUCUUACAGAAUACGAUUUUUAAACAUACUUACGGACAUAUCCACGUGGAAUAUUUAUUCAGGAAAAAAGCACGUCUGAGAGCCUGUGAUGAAUGGAAUCCUUUCAGAAUGCUCAUAUGACCGUUCACAGUCUGGGUGUGAGAUUCAAUCAGUGUGGAAUAAGGUGGGUCUGCAGAAGUAUGGUGGAGCCAGAGGAGCGGCCCUCGGUGGCAGGCCAGCGACUCGGGGCCCCUGAGAGCAUGGGCAUCAGCACACUGGAGCCCGGCCAGCGGCCCCCCAGCAUGCCCCCUGGCAGACAGAUCUCUAUUCAUGUCCAAAUGCUCGAUGACACUCAGGAAGUCUUUGAAGUCUCGCAACGUGCUCCUGGUAAGGCUCUGUAUGACCUUGUAUGCUCUCACCUGAAUCUCAUCGAGGGUGAUUACUUCGGCUUAGAGUUCCAAGACAACCGCAAAAUGACGGUCUGGUUGGAUCUGCUGAAGCCAAUUCUAAAGCAAAUCAGACGGCCCAAGAAUACAGUCUUACAAUUUGUGGUGAAGUUUUUCCCUCCUGAUCACAGUCAGCUUUUAGAGGAGCUGACCAGGUACCUGUUUGCCCUGCAGAUAAAACAGGACCUCGCUUGUGGGCGCUUGACCUGCAAUGACAGUAGCGCUGCCCUGCUGGUGUCACAUAUAGUGCAGUCUGAGAUUGGAGAUUUUGAUGAGGUGCAAUGUAAACAACAUCUACUCAACAACAAAUACAUUCCUGAUCAGGACACACUGAUGGACAAGAUCAUGGAAUAUCAUCGCAAACACGGAGGUCAAACACCCGCUGAAUCGGACUACCAGCUGUUGGAGAUAGCCCGACGACUGGAAAUGUAUGGAGUGCGUCUUCACCCCGCUAAAGAUCGAGAGGGAACUAAACUCAGCCUUGCUGUGGCCCAUUCUGGUGUUCUGGUCUUUCAGGGACACACCAGAAUAAAUGCUUUUAAUUGGUCUAAAGUCCGCAAGCUGAGUUUCAAGAGGAAACGCUUUCUCAUAAAACUACGACCUGACUUAAACCAGAGUAACUGUCAGGACACUCUCGAGUUCAUGAUGGGCAGCAGGGACUGCUGUAAGGUCUUCUGGAAGAUCUGUGUGGAGUAUCACGCCUUUUUCCGCCUCUUCGAGGAACCCAAACCCAAACCUAAACCGGUGCUCUUAACCAGGGGUUCUUCCUUCAGAUUUAGUGGCCGCACACAAAGACAGGUUAUUGAUUAUGUAAAGGACUCUGAAUUCAAAAAGGUUCCAUUUGAAAGAAAACACAGUAAAAUCCAGUCCAUCAGUGGUCUUUCUCCAUUCCCAACCAAGCAUUGUGCUGAGGGUCAAGGAGAGAGGAAUACCAUUGCUUCAGGACACCAGGUGGACUCGCCUCUUGGGCGCACCCAAGUGACUGUUGAAAACUCGGCUCUCCAGCGUUACACUGGGAGCCUAACCUCACACACCAACAGAUGCCGAAACGGGACCCACGAUGAGGCCGAUGCUCGAACAAAGCCAUCGCCAUCCAAGCAGCAGGCCGAGCAUCUGAGCACAGGUCUAGCAUCGCGUGCUACCAAGGGUCCAGUUACCAGCAGCCCUCAACACGGUGCGUCUCCGCCUGUGGCCACUGCGAUGGUAAAUGGGCAGAAGCAGACUCUCAGCCUCGGCCAAUGUCCAGAUGGACGACAACCGUCUCCACUCACAAGCCCCUUACUGACUGACGCUGGCUUCGUCCGCACAGACGACGAGGAUGAGGUUCGGAGGAAGCGGUUCCCGACUGACAAAGCUUACUUCAUUGCCAAAGAGCUCCUGACUACAGAGAGGACGUAUCUGAAAGAUCUGGAGGUCAUCACUGUGUGCUUUCAGAAGUAUGUGGGGAAAGAUGAAGCCAUGCCAGAUUCAUUGAGCAAUCUCAUAUUUGCCAAUUUUGAACCAGUGUACAAAUUCCAUGAGAGUUUUCUGAAGGAUGUGGAGCAGCGAUUGGCUCAAUGGGAAGGCCGAUCAAAUGCUCACAUCAAAGGAGACUAUCAGCGUGUUGGAGAUGUCAUGCUGAAGAACAUCCAGGGUUUGAAGUUGCUGACUGCACAUCUUCAGAAGCAUUCUGAGGCGUUGCUGGAGCUUGAGAAAACGUGUCGCUCUUCCAGGAAGCUUGAAGGACUCUGUCGGGACUUUGAGCUGCAGAAGGUCUGUUAUCUGCCACUCAACAUCUUCUUCCUGCGGCCGCUGCAUCGGCUUCUGCACUACAAACAGAUCCUGGAGCGACUGUGCAAACAUUACCCACCGACACAUGACGACUUCAGAGAUUCGCGAGCUGCGCUUGCUGAUAUUUCUGAGAUGGUUGUGCAGCUACAAGGCACCCUCAUUAAGAUGGAGAACUUCCAGAAACUUCUUGAACUUAAGAAAGAUCUUGUUGGCGUUGAAAAUCUUGCUGCUCCAGGACGGGAGUUUAUCAGGCUCGGUUGUCUCAGUAAGCUGUCUGGAAAAGGUCUACAGCAGAGAAUGUUCUUUCUGUUCAACGACGUAUUGAUGUACACAAGUCGAGGUAUGAUGCCAUCCAAUCAGUUCAAAGUGCACGCCCAACUUUCUCUCUAUGGAAUGACGAUUCGUGAGAGUGAAGAUGAGUGGGGCGUCCCUCAUUCAUUCACUCUGUUUGGACUGCGCCAGUCUGUCGUUGUGGCCGCCAGUUCAGCAUCUGAGAUGGAGAAAUGGGUGGAGGAUAUCAAGAUGGCGAUUGAACUGGCAGACAAGUGCAAUGAUCCUUCAUCUGAAAUCCUGUCCAGUAGUUUCACUGACAGCAAAUGCCCUGAUGAGUCUAGCGCCGACCAGGAAUCAGAAGAUGAUUUGAGCGCCUCACAGACCUCACUCGAGAGACAGGCACCUCACCGUGGAAAUACCAUGGUUCAUGUGUGCUGGCAUCGCAACACCAGCGUAUCGAUGGUGGAUUUUAGCGUAGCUUUAGAGAAUCAGUUGUCUGGCAAUCUGCUAAGAAAGUUCAAAAACAGCAAUGGCUGGCAGAAGUUAUGGGUCGUCUUCACCAACUUCAGUUUGUUCUUCUACAAAACACACCAGGACGAACAUCCUCUUGCCAGUCUUCCGUUGUUGGGCUACUCCAUUACCAUUCCUUCAGAGUCGGAGAACAUUCAAAAAGACUACGUCUUCAAGCUCCAUUUCAAGUCCCAUGUGUACUAUUUCAGAUCCGAGAGCGAAUAUACGUUUGAGAGGUGGAUGGAGGUGAUUCGCAGUGCGACCUGCUCUUCUAGUCACAUCCGCUCUUUUAGCCGCAAAGACGUCUACUGACCAAAGAGAGACCCUUCAAAACCUGCCUUCACCAACACACACUGCCCCAAACACCCACAUAUUGGGCAUUUAUAUCAGGUUCUCAAUCAGGUUCUAAGUAUCUUAUUGCAACGUUUUUUUUGUUUUUUUGUUUUUUUGUGGAAAUGUCUUGAGUGCUAUACCGUUUUUGUUCAAUUUAUCGAAAUAAGCAAGUCAGAAGACUUUGAAUGGGUUUGGAUGUAAAGCAUUGUAAUUAGAAGACAAUGUCAAAAGUCAGCAUCGAAACAAGAGUCCAGAAUUUACGAACUUAAGCAGAUGUAUUAUUGUAACUGUCGCAAGAUGGACACAUAAAUGCUAAUCAGGACAAAGUGAAACACUUCCAGUUUUCGCACUUGUUUAAAAUGUACAGAAGACACGAUAUACUAGCUUCUACACAGUGGGCCUCAUUCAUAAAACAUGAGUAGAACGAAAUUCUGUGUAAAUCAUUCGGAGUACCAUUCUUACAUAAACAGUUGCAAUUUUCGUAAAGAUGGCUUUAAGAAUGGUUUUAUUGAAUUGAAUGUGACAAUUGAUGUAAAAUGGUUUUACGAAUCGAUUUUGUGAAUUGAAUGUGACAAUUUAUGCAAGAACUUUUUUGUUGAAUUGUGUGCAAUAAUUUACGUAAGAAUUGUUUCAUGAAGGGUUUUAUUGAAUUGAAAGUGAUAACUUACGUAAGAAUGAUUUUACAAACAUUUUACAGGUUUUAAUGUGACGAUUUACACAAAAAUGGAUGUACGGAUUGAUUUAUUGAAUUGAAUGCAACAAUUUAUGUUAGAAUGUUGUUACGAACGGUUUUAUUGAAUGUGUCAUGGUAAAAAUAAUUUUACAUUUCACACAUAAUUUUUUCUGCUCGUUUCAUGAAUGAGGCCAAUUGCUUUUAAAAACUGGAUUGAAGAAAAUAAAAUUGUCAGAAAUUUCCAGAAGAUUUUUGAAUGUAGUAACACCACCGUUUUUUUUACUCCAGGUUUAAUGUUAAAAAGGGUUGAUGCCUUCUGUCUGUAUAUGGAUGAAUCUCUUGAAAACUGCCAAGAACAUAUCCGAGUCAUAUUUCACCCUGAAAUCGGAAGAAAAACAUAGCUUAUUUUAAGACCAUUAAUAUUUUUUACAUUGUGAAAAUAGACAACUGAUAAUGAUGCAAGUAAUAACAUUCUCAUAACUAAUUAAAAAAAAAAAAAACAAUUUAAAAAAAUUGUAAAAUAUAUUUAUAAAGUACAAUUGUAGUAUACAUCAUGAUAGUAUUUGAUGUUGUGCAUUUAUUUUAUGCUUUAAAAAAAUAUGUCAUCCAGACAUUAUUAUUUUUAUAUAUUUUUUGCAACACAGGCUAAUUUUCUUUUAGUAAAAUGUACUUUAUUUUCUUUGAUUUUGGGGUGAAGUAUGACCCGGACAUCGAGACAUUUAGAUCACACCAAUAGACCAACGUCUAUGCAUAACCUGGAUUUGUAAUAUUUUAGAAGAAACCAUCUCUGCUGGCCUGAGACUUUGACAGAGGCUGCCUUCCUGACAUUUGUACCACACUCCGAAUCUCUUUCUUUUGUAGGACACCAUUUUUAUAAAAAUUUUUAUACUAACUAUGAACCACUCCACACAAGUUGUGCACUAUGGGGGAAUUGUACAGAAGUCCUCAAGCAAUCAUUCUGUCAUUGCAACUCCAGAAAAAAAACAUUUUGCUGCCUUUUAUCUAACUGCUUGAGUGCCAAACUCUUUCAUAAUUACGUAAUUCUCUUUAAUCUUCUUUAUAUAAUUUUUUAUGUUGUUGAUGCUUUUGUACUAUGUUGAUUCUUUCUUUCGUGAUGCAUAUGAAAAAACAUGGAUAUGUUGGCAGAAAUGUAAGUUAGAUAGUGAGUGACUGUGUUCAGAAUAAAUAAAUCCAUAUGUAUGGGAUGCAUUGCACUUACUGAAAUAUGAAAUAUGAACAUUUUCUAAAGCCAUAAAACAAAUUGAGUUUGUAUUAUUUUAUUGUAAAAUUCAAUGCUUGUACUCAACUCUGACUCGCAUAAAUACAGAACAGAUAUCCAGAUAUAUUGGAGUGUUUCCUAAGCAGUUCAAAUAUUUAUUCAAGGUCUUGUCAUCAUUCAAGUAUUUUAAAUGAAAACAAAAAAAUCACAAGAAAGCUAUUACCAUUUUACUUGCUAUAGUUCAAUCACUUUUUUUUUUUUUUUAAUCUCCCAAUUUUUGGAAUGCUCAAUUUCCACUACUUACUAGGUCCUCAUGGUGGCACGAUUACUCACGUCAAUCCGGGUAGCGGAGGACAAGUCUCGGUUGCCUCCACUUCUGGGACCAUCAAUCCGCGCAUCUUAUCACGUGGCUUGCUGUGCAUGACACCGCGGGGACUCACAGCAUGUGGAGGCUCAUGCUACUCUCUGCGAUCCACGCACAACUUACCAUGCGCCCCAUUGAGAGCAAGAACCACUUAAUCAUGACCACGAGGAGGUUACCCCAUGUGACUCUACCCUCCCUAGCAGCCGGGCCAAUUUGGUUGCUUAGGAGACCUGGCUGGAGUCACUCAGCACACCCUGGAUUUGAACUUGCGACUCCAGGGGUGGUAGUCCACAUCAAUACACGCUGAGCUACCCAGGCCCAACUUGCAACUCUUUUCAUGUACAGUGGUGGCCAAAAAUAUUGGCAUCCUUGGUAAAUAUGAGAAAAGAAGGCUGUGAAAAAUACAUAUAUCCUUAUUGUUUAUCCUUUUGGUCUUUCAUUCAAAAUCCUAUCCUCAAAUAGUUAUCAAACAAUUCCAAACACAACACAAGUUGUAUCAAAAAACAA
Molecule: messenger RNA, 6161 nt
Organism: Myxocyprinus asiaticus (Chinese sucker)
Lineage: Eukaryota; Metazoa; Chordata; Actinopteri; Cypriniformes; Catostomidae
Product: FERM, ARHGEF and pleckstrin domain-containing protein 1-like
Exons: 28
Coding region: 180-3377 (1065 amino acids)
Cellular component (GO): cytoskeleton
Molecular function (GO): guanyl-nucleotide exchange factor activity; cytoskeletal protein binding
Source: RefSeq, a predicted model, not a curated record